Mycosarcoma maydis (corn smut) is the source of this 534-nucleotide messenger RNA. RefSeq lists its product as uncharacterized. The transcript has a single exon. Bases 1 to 534 code for a protein of 177 amino acids. NCBI's taxonomy places the organism in Eukaryota, Fungi, Basidiomycota, Ustilaginomycetes, Ustilaginales. The record is from RefSeq and is a predicted model, not a curated record.
AUGUCAUCGCCAUCGCCGAAUCAUGGAGGUGGCGUGACACCCGAUACGUUAAGUUCGUCAAAUUCGCGCAUCCUCCUCGGUCGAAAUGCAGGAAAGCUCGAUCCUGCUGAACAUCCACCCCUUCCUGUGGCAGAGGUGGGCGCUGCAAAUCGUGCGGCUCAAGUGCGGGGCAUUGUACUUGGCCUUGGUGGCGGAGUUCUGUCGGCGUUCAUCUCUCGAAAGGCGCUCAAUCUGCCCAAGAAUGCAAGCUAUCUCUCUGGCUUGCUAGCUGGAACGGGCGUAGCGUACAUUACCGCACGACAACAGCUUGAGCACAACUUGGGCGCGGUGGAGAGUGCAGAAAAGGGGUUGAGAACGACGUUGCGUACAGCAGGUGGAAGCGCACCAACAACGUCCACGGAUGCGCUGUUGGCAACGGAUCAGGCCAUGCUCAAGUACGAUUUGCAGGCUGGCGAUGUGCGAACGUACGAAGGUGGUGUAGCAGGGCUGCACGAGUUCAAAGACAAGUACGCUACCACUCGAGGCGAUCACUGA